Molecule: messenger RNA, 3519 nt
Organism: Bacillus rossius redtenbacheri
Lineage: Eukaryota; Metazoa; Arthropoda; Insecta; Phasmatodea; Bacillidae
Exons: 12
Coding region: 8-3274 (1088 amino acids)
Source: RefSeq, a predicted model, not a curated record
GGCAGAUAUGAUGGCUCCUUGGUCGCUGCUCCUUAUUGGUCUCGCCUUAACGGCAAGUGUCGGCGGUCUGGAGUCGUACGAGGAAUCGCCUACGGUGGAGAUCCCCCAGGGCACUCUCCGGGGAGCGGUAAACUCCACGGCCGAUGGCACCAAGUACUUCAAGUUCCUUGGCAUUCCCUACGCCAAGCCACCUGUGGGCAACCUUAGAUUUGCGGCACCGCAAGACCCGGAGUCUUGGUCCGGAGUGAGGGAAGCCACUAGUUUCAGGUCAAACUGUGUCGAUCGUGAUGGCAACGGCGCCGAGGACUGCCUCUUCAUAAACGUCUACACUCCGCAGCUACCAAUGAGAAGUGAGGUGUCUCUUCUACCAGUCAUGGUUUACAUCCACGGCGGGGCGUUUACGACUGGCUCAGGCAACCGCUCACCAGGACAGUUGCUCAACUACGGAGUGGUGGUGGUCUCAGUCAUCUACCGCCUCAGCGUGUUUGGAUUCCUAAGUCUUAACGGGACGGACGCCCCUGGAAACGCAGGGUUGAAGGACCAGGCCGCUGCCUUGCGGUGGGUGCAGAAGAACAUCGCGAAGUUCGGCGGCGACCCGAAAAAUGUCACCAUAUUUGGAGAGAGCGCGGGUGGCGCCAGCGUCCAUUACCAUAUUUUAUCUCCUCUGUCCAAAGGUCUUUUUCACAGGGCGAUCUCAGAGAGUGGUUCCGCCCGAGACCCCUGGGCAUACGUCAAGAACACAGAAGAGCGCGCCUACCGCUUGGGUACGAUACUUGGGGUGAAACCCAACAGCUCUACGGACCUCCUCCAACACUUGAGAUCCUUGUCUGUCAGUCAGCUUACAAGUGGAGUUACUAAAGUGUUGACUGCGGAGGAAAGCGUGCGACCGAUCUCGUAUCCAUUCGUACCAUCGCUGGAGUUCCCGAGGAGCGGGGAGCAGCCAUUCCUGCCGCACGAGCCAGCCUACAUCGAGCAGCACGGUCUGUUCAACCAAGUGCCGUACAUCACCGGCGUGACCAAGAGAGAAGCAGGGUACUACGUCACGCCAGAAAUUAUAUCACAAGCUUCCUACUGGCAGGGCAUCAACGAUGACUUGGAGCAGGUGGUGCCCCUUCCCCUCGGCCUCGCCAAAGGUUCCCAGAAGUCUAAGGAAGUGGCUCAGAAGGUGAAGAGCUUCUACUUCGGCAACAAGACAAUCUCGAGAGAGACGAGCGAGCAGUGGAUAGCACUCCAGACGGACCUUUUAUUCGUGACGGGCGUCAUGCAGACGAUGCGCUGCCUUGCCAAGCACUCGAACAAACCCAUCUACAACUACCAGUUCGUUUAUGGCGUGGCCACCCAUGCAAUGGAAUACCAGUUCGUCGUCUACGACGGCAAGAUGCAAGGUGAGAACUCCAGUGCUGUGAAGCUAGCGAGACUGCUAGGGAGUCUCUGGACGAGCUUCGCCAGGACGGGAGCGCCUAGUGUGGAGGGUGGCGUGGAAUGGAAGCCGGUCACCCAGCGAGGCAGCUCGCCGUACCUGAAGAUAGAUAUCUCCCUUUCUUUGGAGUUUAAUCUGGAAGAGGACCGCGUGCAUUUCUGGGACGAAAUUUACAAAGAAUAUCUGAAUACAAACUCCUCUUUUCAAAGAUUACCAUUCGCUGACAAGAUGGCGACUUGGUCUCUUCUCCUCUUCAGCCUUUUUGCCGUAUCGACCGGAGUCGGCGGUCAGCAGUCUUUCGAUGACUCGCCGACGGUGAAGCUGCCCCAGGGCACUCUCCGGGGGGGUUCCACCGAGACUGCAGACGGCACCAAGUACUACAGGUUCCUCGGCAUCCCUUACGCCAGGCCGCCGGUGGGGAACCUCCGAUUUGCGGCUCCAAAAGAUCCGGAGCCGUGGUCCGGAGUGAGAAACGCAACACAGUAUGGGGACAAUUGUGCCUAUAGUGGAACCGGAUCCGAAGACUGUCUUUACGUGGACGUCUUCACUCCUCAGCUGCCGACGAGCCGGGGCGAGGCCUCGCUCCUGCCGGUCAUGGUCUACAUCCACGGCGGAGGGUUCGUGGGCGGCACUGCGCGCCUGUCGCCCGGACAGCUGCUCAACUACGGACUGGUGGUGGUCCAGCCCAACUACCGCCUCGGCGUGUUCGGUUUCCUGAGCGUCAACGGGACGGACGCCCCUGGAAACGCAGGGUUGAAGGACCAGUCCGCUGCCUUGCGGUGGGUGCAGAAGAACAUCGCGAAGUUCGGCGGGGACCCGAACAACGUCACAAUCUUUGGAAUGAGCGCAGGGGGCGCCAGCAUUCACUACCACAUUCUAUCGCCGAUGUCCAAAGGACUGUUCCACAGAGCGAUAUCCGAGAGUGGUUCUGCCUUGAACCCUUGGGCAUUCAUCAGGAACACAGAAGCCCGUGCGUACCGCCUGGGUGCAAUGCUCGGGUCUGAAACCAAUAACGCUACAGCACUCCUUCAAACCCUGAGAGCAGCAUCCACUAGUGAGCUCACAAGCACACUCGCCAAGAUUUUGACAGCGGAGGAAACAGUGAGAUCACUCUCGUAUCCCUUCGUACCAUCGCUGGAGUUCCCGAGGAGCGGGGAGCAGCCAUUCCUGCCGCACGAGCCGGCCUACAUCGAGCAGCACGGUCUGUUCAACCAAGUGCCGUACAUCGCCGGCGUGACCAAGAGGGAAUCUGCCUCCUUCGUCACCGAGAAGAUGAUGUCACAAGCUUCCUACUGGCAGGGCAUCAACAACGACCUGGAGCAGGUGGUGCCCGUCGCUCUGGGCCUCGCUAAAGGUUCCCAGAAUUCUAAGGAAGUGGCGCAGAAGGUGAAGAGCUUCUACUUUGGGAAUAAGGCCAUUUCGUACGAGAACCGCGAGCUGUGGAUAUCGCUGCAGACCGAUCUGAGUUUCGUCAGGGGUGUCACUCAGACGGUACACACACACGCUAAACACUCAGCAUGCCACACCUACAACUACCAGUUCGUGUACGGCAAUGCCACCCAUGGCAUGGAGAAGCAGUUUGUUGUCUACGACGGGAAGAUGCUUGGAGAGAACUCUGAUGAAGUGAAGCUCGCGAGGAUUCUGGGAGGACUGUGGACGAGCUUCGCCAAAACAGGGGUGCCCAGUGUGGAGGGAGUGGCGGCAUGGAAACCAGUGACGUCAAAUGGCAGCUACCCCUACCUUGAGAUUAGUCUCUCUCCGAUACUCAAGUAUAACUUGGAGAAGGAGCAUAUGGACUUCUGGGAUAAUAUUUACAAGGAAUACAGCAACACAACUUAUAUUUUGAUAAAUUAGUGAAGGGAAAUAAAUGUAAAUCGCGACAAACUCGUGAAGAUGAAGAUAUAAAGCAAAUACUUUAGUAUUUUAUCAAAAUAUUAAUAUGGAAAAACUUUUUUUUUAGUGAAUUAUUGCCAUAUGGCUCCAAAAAUGUAAGAAAGAGUAGGUAUAAUUUAAACAUAUUUUUAUUGUGCUUUGUGUAUUGAAUAUUUCAUGAUUAUAUUUAAAUACUAUUGAACCAUAAAUGUUUAUAAAAUAUUGCA